AUGUUGAAAGACAUCGUCGAACACCCUUCCGCCGACCCCACCGCUCCCUCUAUUCCACAGCCUCCGCAACCACCCGCCCCAGGCGGUACAGGCUUCCCUGUUCCCCUCCACCGGUCACAACGCCCAUCAGCCUUUGCCCGCGCUCGAAAAGCUCAGCAAGACCGCCAGACUACAGGAAAGCAGGCUGUAGGAUUUGGCACUGCCGUGGAAAGCGUUCCAGCAGUCCAAGUGGAUAAAGUUGAGAAGGAUGUAGUGGGUGGCUUGAAUGGGCCUGGCAACGCGAGUGGAAGUGAGUGGGAGCAAGUGAGAGAACAAGUGAAUGAGGAGAACAAGAGGACUUUGGAAGCCAUGACCUCAAAGGAGAGGAGCGAAGAGGUGGAAGAGUUGAGGGAAAGGUUUGGUAGUAAGACCAUGGGGCUCAUGCAAAAGAGAGCCGACGCCCGUCAAAACAAAACUUCUCUCCCUCAGGCUAGUGCGCCGUCAUUGCCCGCUGUGCUGGAACCAGUUGCUGGCGUGGACACAAAGAGUAUCCUGCAGGAGGUAUCUGAAGAGAAUGAAAAGCGGAUAAAGGAUAUGAGUGCGGAGGAGAGGACGCAGGAGAUGGAGGAGCUGAGAGAGCGUUUAGGGGACAAUGUCUUGGAGGGACUGAGAAGGAGGGCGGAGGCGAGAUUAGGAAAGGGCAAACAGCGGGAGGCUGAGCAGGUGAUCAAAAGCAAAGUUCACACUUCGACCCCUCCAACGGCUGAAGUCGACCCCAAGCCCAAAUUCCACGAGUCUGCCAAGCUCGAAUGGCUCAAACCCAUCACUACCCCAUCCAAUGACAGCUCUACCCGAUUCGACCUGUCCGGUGCCGUGCUCUCUACCGACGCCAAGGCUUCUCUGCCCACCCAUCUGGGACUGCAUCAUCACGGUGAAUCUCCAGAUCUUGCGGGCUACACUCUGCAAGACAUCUUGUACCUGUGCCGCUCGACUGUGCCCAGUCAACGUAUCACCAUGAUGGGGGUGCUGUCAAAGAUCAUUGCAAAGCUCAACAAUAGCGAUCUCAGUCAGGAAGUCACCAAGGAGUGUGAGAAGGAAGGAAUCGUACAGCAAGCUAUCGAGAUGGGCAUCGACGUCCUGGCAGGUUUGACCCGAGGCGCAGGCGUCAUCCGCGCCAGCGUAGACCUUCUUUUUGAAGCGCUCGGUGGUCCUUCCUGGUCCUGGCCUGAUGACUCCCCAAGUUCAGACACUUAUCAGGCCUCCAUUCCCACACCUCUUUCCGCAAAUGCCGACCCCAUCGGUAUCGCAUCGAUCCCCUUUGACGACGUCCUUCCCCGUUUGUCCGAGCUGCUUUCCAUGCCUGACGCUCUCCCUCCGACAACCACGCAUCAGUUGCUGCUCAUCCUCCGGCGUGCUACCCUCCUUCCAGGGGAGAUGUGCGAGACGCUCUGCCCAAUUGUACCAGUCGUCAUCAGACAUCACGUUGUGCAACGAGCCUGGCCUCCUCGUCCCGACAACUCCCCCAGCACUGACGCCAUCCGCUUCCUCCGCUCCAUCACCGCCGGCUCCCGAGCCUGUGCCGAAGAGCUCUUGAGCGAGAGGGUGUACGAAACGAUACUCAAGUUUGUUGUGACUGCUACAUGGGGCGAAGAGAGUGGUGUUGAGGCGGAGCUGGGACAAUUGUUGGCUUUCGAGGUGCUCAGGAUUUACGGGGCUCUGGGGAGGUAUGGCUUGUCUGCUUCUGUGGUUACUUCCAGUGGGGAAGUCUGGCGCCUCUUCGGGGCUUGGGUACGCGAACGAUUAGCUACCCAAUCCUCACCUCUCGAGCAGAGCCUCAUCGAGGCAUACUUUAACCUCCUCUCCAUCUGGACCACCUGCGCCAUCGACCCGCACCGCACUACCCCUGAACACGACAUCACCUGGGCCCAAGUCUCGGCCCUCAGUUGGCAAGACGAGGUCAUCAGUGCUGCUGGCGAGUUGGUCAAGCAGACACGGUUGGGCGAAAUGGCGGCUGCUCUGAGCAUGCUGGUCAGCUGGACUGGCGGGGCAAAGGUCAACGGGGCCAGAGCCGGUGAAGAAGAGAAGCAUGAGUUGCUGGAGAGUUUGAGAAGCAUUGGGUUGAGCGAAUCAAUCGAAAAGCUGAGCAGCGGGAAUGAAGAGGAAGUCAAGGUGUGUGCAGCGGCUGUAAGGCUGCAUACACAACUCCAGCCCGUCGGUAUGCUUCUCAAUGAAGAGGUCCUCGCGACCCUUCGCCACGCAUUCAUGGUACCUACAAAGUCUCCACAGCGGUCUGUGACAUACCUGCGGCACGGUCUCCUUCGUCUGGGAAUGCAGGACAAGACGUUGUCCUCUUCCGACUGGCUGCCUAUCGCACUCGACCUUUUCUUGUCGUUCCAGAUUGGAGACGAACCUCUAGCUCUCGAGUUGGUGGACGACAUUCUCAGAUCCGACUGGUCAUCCUCUGCCGAGCCCAUUGCUCGACAGUACGCUUCCCUCGCCCAUGCGGAUCGUCUCGAGAUCCUCCGGCCUUUGCUUCAUUUCACAAUCUUGCCUGAUGUGGAGCAUGUCAUUGCUCCCCGUGAGCCUUCGCAUAUCUAUCUGAAAGCGACUGCUUCUCUUCGCGCACCACCCGCCACGGUGGAAGGAGAGAAGGGGCAAAGUAUUGUCGGCUUACCUCUGCAGGCAGACUGGCUCUUCUCGCCUCUCAACGAGCUCCUCCGCUCGGGCUCCUCUUCUGCUCUCGCUCAAGUCCCACCAGACUGGAGUGCCUCGGAAACAGAGAUCGUCCAAUCUGUACUCUUACUUGGCCAGCUCCAGUGCGCUGUCACGGGCUGGGAAGAUAGGUUAGGCAGAAGUCGGGUGGCUUUCAAUAUGAUGAAGGUCUUCAUGCUGGAGCACGGCCAGCAAGGGGCGACUACGACAAGUGAGAGUGAAGUCUUCCGUGAUGCCCAAGUCGCUUUGGGUAUGAGUAGGUUGAUGGCUCACCUUACCAACCCCAUGACAUCCUCGGGCUCUCUCAUGACUCCUAUCGAGAGCGUCUCCCUUCCCUUCCUCGGUGCGGGCGUACCAUUCUUCCAGUUCUACACCGACUUUAUCGCCCUCUACGAAGCCAUCUCUUUCUCCGACCUGCUCUUCUCCCAGCUCCUCCUUCCUCCACUGGCCAUGUCUUACCCCAUGGACUACAGAAAGCUACUUUGGAACGACCACGCUACGGCAUUAAGAGGUAUGAGGAUGAAAAUGGAUGGAGUGCCGGUGGAGGACGUGAAGGGUUUGUCGGGGUACUUUGAGCCACGAGAGACGAGCACAGAAGUACUCUCUGGGUAUGCUCGCGCUCUGUCAAGAGGUUGGGUUCUGGAAGAUAGAAACCCGUUCCUGUUUCACCUCGCCGUUCAUCACCUUGCUGCGACCUUCUGGGAGGGUACAGAGGAAGCCAAAGAUUCGACGAGGGUUGGGCUUCUGGUGGGUCUGUUGGCCACGGGUUCGGAAUCUUUGCUCAGGCGACUGCUGGAGUGGAAUCUGAGCCAGCGAGGCGAGGGAGUGGUGACAGAGGACGUCAAGCAGGAGAGGAAAGAGACGGUUACAAAGUUGACUGGGGCAAGAGGGACGCAGAGGGUCGAGGGACUUUAG
Molecule: messenger RNA, 3606 nt
Organism: Cryptococcus wingfieldii CBS 7118
Lineage: Eukaryota; Fungi; Basidiomycota; Tremellomycetes; Tremellales; Cryptococcaceae
Product: cytoplasmic protein
Exons: 2
Coding region: 1-3606 (1201 amino acids)
Biological process (GO): transcription by RNA polymerase II
Cellular component (GO): nucleus
Source: RefSeq, a predicted model, not a curated record